Molecule: messenger RNA, 2157 nt
Organism: Osmerus eperlanus (European smelt)
Lineage: Eukaryota; Metazoa; Chordata; Actinopteri; Osmeriformes; Osmeridae
Product: BTB/POZ domain-containing protein 9-like
Exons: 11
Coding region: 168-2000 (610 amino acids)
Biological process (GO): modulation of chemical synaptic transmission; circadian behavior; adult locomotory behavior
Cellular component (GO): cytoplasm
Molecular function (GO): protein binding
Source: RefSeq, a predicted model, not a curated record
GAUGACGUAAUUUAAAUUCCUUCAGUAUAAACAACAUCCGGUUGAUGGUUAGCUAGCUAGCCUCCAUAACUAGCCUCGCUGAGAUUAUUAUAAUCAGUGCCCCAGGGGUCAGGUUUUAUACUUGGUUGGAUCAUAAGAAAAGCGACGUUGGCUCAAAUGUGAGCGCCAUGAGUAACAGCCACAGUCUACGACCCCCGACGUCUGUGUCGGAGAUAGAUCACCUGCACCUUCUGUCUGAACACCUGGGCACUCUGGUGUCUAGCGAGGAGUACAGCGAUGUCACCUUCCUGGUGGAGGGUAAACGCUUCCCGGCCCACCGGGUUAUCCUGGCCUCUCGGUGCCAGUACUUCAGAGCCAUGCUAUAUAACGGGAUGAAGGAGUCCCAGCCUCAAGCGGAGGUACACCUGCAGGACACCCAGGCAGAAGCCUUCUCCAUGCUCCUCCAGUACCUGUACACAGGCCGGGCCAGCCUCACCUCAGCCCGGCAGGACGUCCUGCUGGACUUCCUGGGCCUGGCUCACCGCUACGGCCUCCAGCCACUGGAGGACUCCACCUGCGAGUUCCUCCGCACGGCGCUCCACACCCAGAACGUGUGCCUGGUGUACGACGUGGCCAGCCUGUACUGCCUCCAGGGCCUGUCACAGGCCUGCUGCUCAUACAUGGACAACCAGGCCCCAGAGGUGCUGGCGUCCGACGGCUUCAUCUCCCUCUCUAAGACAGCCCUCCUUGCCGUGGUACAGAGGGAUUCCUUUGCCUCCACCGAGAGGGAGAUCUUCCAGGCUCUCUGCCGCUGGUGUCGCCACAACGACGACGACCCGGCCGCCACGCAGGAAGUGAUGUCGGCGGUGCGUCUGCCGCUGAUGAGCCUGGCUGAGAUGCUGAACGUGGUGCGCCCCUCCGGCCUGCUGAGCCCAGACCACCUGCUGGACGCCAUCCAGACCCGCUCCGAGAGCCGGGACAUGGACCUCAACUACCGCGGCAUGCUCAUCCCCGAGGAGAACAUCGCCACCAUGAAGCACGGUGCCCAGGCAGUGAAGGGGGAACUGAAGUCUGCCCUGCUGGACGGAGACACCCAGAACUACGACCUGGACCACGGCUUCUCCAGGCACCCCAUCGAGGAGGAGGGCCACAGCAGGUCGGGCCUCCAGAUCAAGCUGGGCCAGCCCUCCAUCAUCAACCACGUCCGUCUGUUGCUGUGGGACCGCGACAGCCGGUCGUACUCCUACUAUGUGGAGGUGUCCAUGGAUGAGCUGGACUGGGUGCGUGUGGUGGACCACUCCAAGUUCCUGUGUCGUUCCUGGCAGGAGCUCUUCUUUCAGGCACGCGUGUGCAGGUAUGUGCGUGUGGUCGGAACCCACAACACGGUCAACAAGGUGUUCCACCUGGUGGCCUUUGAGUGCAUGUUCACAGAGAAGCCCUACACGCUGGAGCAAGGCCUGCUGGUCCCUAGCCGGAACGUUGCCACCAUCGCUUGUGGUGCCACCGUGUUCGAGGGCGUGAGCCGGAGUCGGAACGCCCUUCUUAACGGGGACACGUCCAACUACGACUGGGACUCGGGCUACACCUGCCACCAGCUGGGGUCUGGGGCCAUCGUCAUCCAGCUGGCCCAGCCCUACAUGGUGGGCUCCAUCAGUCUGCUACUCUGGGACUGUGACAAUCGCAGCUACAGUUACUACAUUGAGGUUUCCACCAAUCAGCAGCAGUGGACCAAGGUGGUGGACCGAACCAAGCUUGCUUGCAGAUCCUGGCAAACACUGCUGUUUGACAAACAGCCUGCCUCUUUCAUCCGCAUUGUGGGAACACACAACACAGCCAAUGAGGUGUUCCAUUGUGUCCAUGUUGAAUGUCCUGCACAGCUGUAUUCAGAGGUCAAAGAAGGAAGUCCAGGAUCUGACCUGCCUGGCUCAGACUCCAAGUCCCAGCAUGCCCUGCCCGUCACGCAGCCUGCUCGCCCUUCCUCCUCCUCCUCGCUCUCCCCGCCACAGGGAGGGGGGGUUUGAGUUCAUGUGCACUUCCAUGCUCACGGUGGGAAGUGAAGGACGAGGAUCAGAGCCUCUCAUGACCUGUAUCACACCCCCUCACCUGUACUUCCCCCCAAGUACUCCAUAUGCUGCUCCAAAUAAUAUAAAUAAAUCUCUAUAUUUAUAAUAAACAACG